AUGUUGAGACAGCUGCAACUGCGUUGGAGCGGCCACCUCGUGUGGACAGACGACGGGAAGCUACCCAAACGAUUCUUCCAUGGAGAUGUCGCCGUGGAGUCUCGCCGACAAGGAGGCCAAAGCAGCCGUUAUACUGACACUCUAAAGACUUCCUUGAAGCGUCUGCACAUCAACUCGGCCAAGUGGAAAGACCUCGCUCGAGACCGACCAACCUGGAAGAGGACAGUGAAGGCGAGCACAGCGGUCCUCGAAGCCAACCACAUCACAGCCGCCAAGGCCAAACGCGAGGCUCGCAAAUCUCAACUGCACCAACAUCGCAAAGCCAACGCUCAACCACCCCGACCUUCCUACGCUGCCUGUGGACGUCCCGGGCACCCAUCGGUGUCACUGGAUAUCUUUGGACCAACUGCAGCACCCGGACUACACCAGUUGCUGCCUCCCCGUCCAACUCUGCCUCAUCAAUCACGCCGACAACUAACACUGGCCGCACUCGCGAAUCCCCACUACCCUCCUCCUCCUCCUGCUCUUCUCCUCCUCCUGUUCAUCCUCCUCCUCCUACUCCAAGGCCCCAACAUCCGCCACGGCUGCGCACAAUUCUGA
Spirometra erinaceieuropaei is the source of this 600-nucleotide messenger RNA. NCBI's taxonomy places the organism in Eukaryota, Metazoa, Platyhelminthes, Cestoda, Diphyllobothriidea, Diphyllobothriidae. The record is from the annotation of a GenBank genome assembly.